Colius striatus (speckled mousebird) is the source of this 4160-nucleotide messenger RNA. RefSeq names its product DnaJ heat shock protein family (Hsp40) member B9 (gene DNAJB9). Gene Ontology annotation, molecular function: protein-folding chaperone binding; misfolded protein binding. Bases 212 to 859 code for a protein of 215 amino acids. The record is from RefSeq and is a predicted model, not a curated record. Lineage: Eukaryota; Metazoa; Chordata; Aves; Coliiformes; Coliidae. The transcript is spliced from 3 exons. Gene Ontology annotation, cellular component: endoplasmic reticulum.
AGACGGUCCCGCCCACCGGCGGCCGCUCCGUUCCGCGUGUGCGUGCCGCAUCACGUGGCGCCGAGCGGCCAAUGGCGCAGCGCUUCGUGUAGGAAACGCGGACCGUGAGGGUCGGGGGGUGGUCUGUGAGAGCGCUGGCGGGAGCGGGGCGCUGAGGGGCAGCGGCCUCUGUGCUGGCGGCGGCAGCGAGCGGUGCCGAGGAACCAGAGAAAUGGCAACUACGCAAUCUGUCUUCACAUUUGCUCUCUGCAUUUUAAUGAUAACUGAAUUAAUACUGGCUACAGAGAGCUAUUAUGAUAUCUUAGGAGUUCCAAAAAAUGCAUCUGACCGCCAAAUUAAGAAGGCGUUUCACAAGCUGGCCAUGAAGUACCACCCAGACAAAAAUAAGAGUCCUGGUGCAGAAGCAAAGUUUAGAGAAAUUGCUGAAGCGUAUGAAACACUAUCAGAUGAGAAUAAACGGAGAGAAUAUGAUCAGUUUGGCCGUCAUGGAGGACAAAGAAAUAAUGGAAGUCCAUUCCAUCAGUCAUUUAAUUUCAACUUUGAUGAUCUGUUCAAAGACUCUGACCUCUUUAGUCAAAACUCACGGUCCAAAAAGCACUUUGAAAAUCACUUCCGAAGUCAUCGGGAAGCUCACAGUCGGCAAAGACGCUCUUUCCAAGAGUUCUCCUUUGGAGGUGGACUCUUUGAUGAUGUGUUUGAAAAUAUGGAAAAGAUGUUUUCGUUUAGUGACUUUGAAAACGCGCACCGCCAUGCAGUGCGAACUGACACCAGGUUUCAUGGAUCCAGCAAGCACUGCAGGACUGUCACUCAGAGACGAGGAAACAUGGUUACUACCUAUACAGACUGUUCUGGACAGUGAUAUUUCCUUGCUUUUUGUCUGGUUUUCUUCUCUUUUUUUCCAAUAUCUUCAUAAUCUUUCUUGGUUUUGUGCUGUAAACUGUUUGUUCUAAAAAACACUUAACUGCUAUAAAGAAAUUCUAGAUGAAACUAAUCUUCAGAGUAGAAACAACAGGCAUUUGAGAAGCAGAUGUCUCCGUAACAAUUUAGAAGGGGAGAGAAACAAUCUCAUGUGCCAGAAGACAUGUAUAUUUCAAUUUAGUAAACACUUUCCAUAAGUUUGAACUUCAACGUGAGAUAGAUAUUUUUAAUUUCAGAAAUGUAAUAUAAUUUCUUUCAUUUAUGUUGGUUCAGCACUGAGUUACCGGAGCAUGAAUCAAAGCAGAGGAAAUAAUUUUGAAGUGCUGCUUUUUCUAAUUGCUGCUUUCCUAGUUUUCACUUGCCAUUUUUACCUAAUACGGAGUUACUGUACUAAUCAGAUAACUUACACAAAAUAGCAGCAGAAAUUAAUUACCUGGGCCUUUGUUACUCUGUGCAGCAUUUCAAAUGUAUUAAAACACUUCUUGAAGUUGGGAAGUAACAAGAAGGAAUACAUUAAGACUCUGCUUCACCUGGGAGGGUAAUGUAGGAGUUACUUUAUAUGUUGAAAUACCCUUUCAUUGGCCUGAAAAGAUUUUAGGAUUAGAAUAACCUUUGACUUAAGGGAUAGUCACGUAUUUGUGUACACACAAGGUCUGUCUUUUUUUUUUUUUGUUUGUUUGUUUCCCUUCCAAAAUACAACUGUCUCUUUAACAAGGUUUGGAAGAGCAUACUGAAAACACUCUUGUUUGAUGCUUAGUGUAUUAACGUGUGUGCAAUGUAGUUUCUGUAGCUCAGUUCAUUGAACUUAAAUACUCUUAUGUAUGCCUGUGAACCUAAACAAGAUAAGCUUGCCUUCAGAUUCUUGGUGUUUCUGGAAGGGUCUAAAUGAAAAAGCGGAUUGUGUUUAGAUUGACAGAUUUUUUCUUUUUACCUGUCAGCAGGAUUUUUUCAGCAUUGUGAUUUGAAAGGUAGAUUCUUAGCAUAAACACAGAGGAAAACGGAACGUUGCAAUUGCAGUAUCCAUCUCAUGCCCUGUGCUGCUGGAACCUACUAACAAGGAUGGUACUAAUGGGUAUGUUUCAGUGCCAUAGAAAUCCAUAACUAGUCUAAACUAUUUAAAAAAAAAAAAAAAAUAAUUAACUGGAACCUCCAUGACAAAACUACUGAUGUCAAUCAAAACAUUCUAGUUUUUCUUAACUUGUAAUACAGAUUUAUUAUAUUAAAUUGGUUCCAGUUAAUGCUCAGUCACCCUCGUAUUGCUGUUCCUUUAGAACUGAGAAAAGAAUUUACCUUUCAGAUCGGUUGCACGAACAAAGCAAGCAUUUUAAACAGCAGUGUUCUAAAUAGGCUUUGAGUUCUUAAAAUCUUUAUCAAGAGAUUCAACCCUUUGUUUCUUGGAUGGAUGUUGGAAGCUGCCUUUUCGCUAAGUAACUUUAACCUUCCCCUCAAGGGUACAUUUUAUUGCUUGUUCAAUUUCCGUUGACUAAAUACUUGGAAUGGAUUGUUGCAGUAUAUUAAGUGCUUUUCCUUUUCCUUGUUCUUUAUUUAUUAAUAGACUAAUACCUCAUAUAUGGUCUUUAUAAAAAGCCAGUAAUUUGUGCAACAUUAUUGGAAUGUGCAAUAUUCUUAUAGUAGGAAAAGUGCUGGAGUGAGUGUCUGUUAUUUCCACUCUUUUUCUGUGUAAGUAGAGAUUUUUAGUUUUUUCUGUAUAAUUAAUAUAUGAUUCAACCAAAAGUUGUUAUUCAUGUAGACUUCUGCAUUUUUCUAAUGUACUCCAUCAGCCUUAUGAAUGAGUCAAAAUAUCUGCCUGAUUCCUAUCAUAUGGGUGUCCAAGUGAAGAAGUUAUUAACUUAAAGUUCUGAAUUACAGUCUCUCACGAACAUCAAGUUGUUUUAGCUGGUGUUUCUGUAAGCAUUUGAGGAGAAUUGUUCACACUGGUAAGAUUUGGAAGGAUGUGGCAUUUAGUAUUAAAUAUAAGAGAGCAUUCAUGAAUGUCCUUUAGGGAUGAUGACAGCUGGAACUUAGGGGUGGGAGGCAACUUAGAAGCAGAAUGCAAAGGUAAAAAAUUAAUGCCUUUUUUAGUCUACUUAAUAUUUUCCUAAUUUAAAAAAUAAAAAUAAAAGUUUGGAAGCAGCUGAAUGAGCAGUUCUUAAGUGUGGGAGAAGGAAUGCUUAAAGUUCCUACUAAAACCAAACAAUUGACUUCUCCAAAGGUAGUUUUCUCCAGUUAUGAACCUGGGUCCAUACCCUAAUUCUGAAUUACGAGGAAUAAAUGCUAAAAUGAGCAGUGUGAAUUGUAGGCAAUGCAGCUACCCCCAAAAUUUUAAGUCUGUUUCUAAGGGACUGUAUGAGUUCACCAUCUUCCAGGAUUUUUUAGGUAAAAAUUAAAGGUCCUUGAGUUCUUCUAGGUUAGCUUUCCUUCUUUAAGAAUGUUUCAAACUAUAUCCAAACAAAGUAUACUUGUUUUCCGUAACUCUUUAAAGUCGAAGUAUGAAACUGAUAGUAGAACGAUAGGGUUGCUAGUUUUCUAGUUGAUAGUACCUUAAGAAGACUUCAGCCUAGUCUUGUUUUUACCUUGUUUUGUAUUACUUCUCUUAAUUACUUGCCAUGGGAAAACCAGUGGAUGCUUCCUGUUGCUCUUAUGGCUUCUCUAAAUGACCUUUGCUUGUUUUGGUUGUUUAGACAAGGUAGAACCCACAGGAGUGCAGAGUCUGAUGUAUGGUUACCCAUAGGACUUUUUGUGCUGGUUAUGCUUUGAAUAGACUUUGGCUGAAGGAAUCCAGGCAGGCUUUCUGCAGCCAGCAGUCUUCAGCUUCAUGGCUGUUGGGGUACAAGCUUGCAAAACAUGUUGUGCUUCUCACUUAUCCAGAGCUCUUGCACAUUCUUGGCCUAUUUAUAGUGUUUGCUUCAUGGCAGGCUCUCCAGCGGAAGUCCUGGUAUAACCUUAUGACACCCCUGACCUCAGAUGUUUAAGUGCCAUCUUCAAUCUCCAUAUCUUGCGAAAAGGUCCAGCAAACCUUAAUUAUUUUUGUUCCUGUUGUGAGAGUAAAAAAUGCAGUUCUUAAGGUUUUUUUUUUGAAAAGCAUUUAUGCAUAUGUAACUCCAAAUGACCGAGUUGCUGAAACUUCACAAAAAAUAGUGGGGGUUUUAUGUUUGUUUUUUUCCCAUUAUACUUUUGAAACCCAGAAUCUAGUGGAGAUUAAACUUAAAUAGGGUGCCAUUGCAUUAAAUGUGUUAAAAUUU